This is a messenger RNA of Schistosoma intercalatum, 2162 nucleotides long. Lineage: Eukaryota; Metazoa; Platyhelminthes; Trematoda; Strigeidida; Schistosomatidae. The record is from the annotation of a GenBank genome assembly.
ACUUCAAAGGUCAUAUUAGGCGGAGCAAGUUUAAAAUAGCGCAUUGUCAGUCAUCAUGUCAACUCAAAGUGAUUUAUGCGAUUUGGACGGGGUUGCUGCAUCAGAAUUGUUCAAACGAGAGCUUGGACUGACGUUUAGCGACGUAAUCAUUCUACCAGGAUUUGUUGGGUUUGGAAAACAUGAAGUUGACAUUACCAGCAAGAUAUGCAAACGAUUUUCUCUGAGGGUUCCUUUUGCAUCAUCUCCUAUGGAUACAGUUACUGAAGCAAAAAUGGCCAUAGCAAUGAGUCUUUGUGGCUCAAUAGGCUUUGUUCACAACAACUGUUCCAUUGAGGCUCAAGCUAGUGAAGUAAAGAAGGUCAAGAAAUAUAACCAAGGUUUCAUCUUGUCUCCAGUCGUUGUUUCACCAAGGCAACCCGUUUAUGAUAUCAUUGAAAUAAAGAGAAAAUACGGGUUCGGUGGGAUCCCUGUAACUGAGGAUGGUAAUAUGGGGAGUCGCUUGGUCGGUUUAGUCACUCUUCGUGAUGUGGAUUUCUUGGACCCGAAUGACUUCAACACACCUGUUGAAAAAGUAAUGACACCAUUUGAUGAUCUUGUUACAGCGUUCUCCGGUGUGACAUUGUCUGAAGCAAAUGAUCUUCUGCGAAAGAGCAAAAAAGGUAAAUUACCAAUUAUUAACGAAAAUCGUGAAUUGGUGGCAUUAAUUGCACGAACUGACUUAAAAAAGAAUCAAGAUCAUCCACUCGCAUCUAAAGAUUCCGAAAAUCAGUUAAUUGUUGGUGCAGCUAUUUCAACACAAGAGCGUGAUUUUGAUCGUGUCGAUGCUUUGGUUAACGCUGGAGUCGAUAUUAUUGUUAUAGAUUCUUCUCAAGGUAAUAGCAUCUAUCAACUAGAUAUGAUAAAGCGCGUAAAAUCUGUAUUCCCAGAUUUACAAAUAAUUGGAGGAAAUGUUGUUACCUGUGCACAAGCGAAAAAUUUAAUUGAUGCUGGUGUGGAUGGGUUACGCGUUGGAAUGGGCAGUGGAUCAAUUUGUAUUACUCAAGAAGUGACUGCUGUUGGUAGAUCACAAGCUAAAGCUGUUUAUAAAGUAUCUGAAUAUGCUCAUAAGUAUGAUGUGCCUGUGAUAGCAGAUGGUGGUAUUCAAAAUGCCGGUCAUAUUGUUAAAGCUUUGAGUUUUGGUGCAUCCGCAGUUAUGAUGGGUGGACUUUUAGCUGGUACAACGGAGUCAGCUGGAGAAUAUAUAUUUUCUGAUGGCGUGAAAUUGAAAAAAUACCGAGGUAUGGGGAGUUUAGAAGCGAUGUCUCAGCAUACAGAAAGUCAAGCGAGAUAUUUCAGUGAAUCAGAUCGUAUUAAAGUUGCGCAAGGUGUUUCUGGAACAAUUAUUGAUAGAGGUUCAGUUCAUCAGUUGGUUCCGUAUUUAGUAGCUGGUGUUAAACAUGGAUUACAACAAGUUGGUGCUAGAAAUAUAACAGAAUUACACAAUAUGUCGAGAAAUGGAACGUUACGCUUUGAACAUCGAAGUUCAUCAGCGCAACUGGAAGGUGGUGUACACAGUUUAUAUUCGUACAAUAAAAAUCUUUAUUAGUGAUAAAUUAACAACAAAUCACCCACCUUUCGAUUAUUGUUAUUUUGUAUACGCGAUCUUUUUCAUUAGUCCUUCAUUGUUUUCAACACUUCCGCUAUAUAUUGUUUCAAUAUCUAUUGUCUAUUAAGAAAAAGAUCUUUAUUAUUAUUGCAUCUUGUUUGUAUGGUUGGCAAUUGUAAAUCUAUUUGUAUGUGAGUAUAAAUCUUAUUGACUACUCAAUUCACUUGGUCUCUUAUAUAUUCUUUUAGAGUAUUUUAUUUUGAUUAGUUCCUGAUUGUUUAGUUUUGAUUAUCUGUAAUUUUGAAUGGAAUAAAAACAUUACUUUAUGACGUAAUUGUUUUUCUUCCCUUAUGAAAUGCUCAAUACCAACUGGUGUUCAUUAAUUUUAUUGAAACUUACGGUAUCCUAAAUCUGAUACCGAUACACGGUGUGCUAAACGCCAAUCUCCCAAUUAACUACUUGAGCGAGAAACUGUAUUGGACUACCGAAUAGAAUGCACAAAUAUUCAUUCUUAUAUUAAUUGAUUCAUUUCUCAGUCAACGAAAUGCAUUUGAACUUUAGGUCACUUCUGAUUACC